Messenger RNA from Lindgomyces ingoldianus, 1996 nucleotides. RefSeq names its product MFS multidrug transporter-like protein. The record is from RefSeq and is a predicted model, not a curated record. Gene Ontology annotation, molecular function: transmembrane transporter activity. Gene Ontology annotation, biological process: transmembrane transport. The transcript is spliced from 4 exons. NCBI's taxonomy places the organism in Eukaryota, Fungi, Ascomycota, Dothideomycetes, Pleosporales, Lindgomycetaceae. Bases 34 to 1734 code for a protein of 566 amino acids.
CCAGGUCCUGGCUCCAGAGCCUCAAACACCACCAUGAGUGGCGCCGAUGCCAUUGAGCCAAACCCGGAUCGGAAAAGUGGCACAAUACCCGAGGUUGAGGAGCUGGAGAAGGUUGAAGUCGUGGAAACUCCUCCUGAGCCAUCCGCGCUCUCUGGGGAGUCGGACCUGAAGGAAAUCUACCCGGAUACUCUCCAUUUUGCUCUAGCCACAGUUGCCCUAAUGGUAGCUGUGUUCCUGGUGGCAUUAGACGUUCACAUCCUUGCAACCGCGACUCCAAAGAUAACAACCGAGUUCGACAGCCUCCUUGACUUGACAUGGUAUGGAGGAGCAUAUCUUUUGACGCAAAUCGCCUUGCAGCCAACAUACGCUCGACUCUAUCAAGUGUUUCCAAUCAAACACAUUUUUGUCACCGCUACGAUCAUCCUGGAGGUGGGGAGUGUCAUAGCUGCGACUUCCACAUCAUCCCGUAUUCUGAUUGCGGGAAGAGCAAUCCAAGGAUCCGGGGCUGGAGGAAUCAUUGCAGGUGGACUUCUGAUGAUCAAUUAUCUGAUUCCUAAACCUAAACGCCCUGUUUAUCUUUCCAUCAUCGCAACUAUGUAUUCUGUUGCUGCGAUUGCCGGACCUGUCCUCGGUGGCGUCUUCGCGGAAUCGCGGGUAACGUGGCGCUUCUGCUUUUGGAUGAACCUUCCCAUUGGCUUUAUCACAGGUUCUAUGAUCAUUUUCGCAUUCCCGGAGCCGAAACGCGUUGCUACCGAACAGCCUCUCAAGAAGAAAAUAAUGACAUUGGAUCCUUUCGGAGCUAGUAUCCUCAUUUCUUGGGUAACAUGCCUCUUGCUGGCUUUACAAAGAGCGAGCAUUCCGCAGCCCUGGUCUUACUCGGGAAUUUGGGGACCACUCCUUGCCUUCGGAAUUCUGCUUUGUAUCUUUAUCAUAUUGCAAUACUACCAGAAAGAUCAGGCAAUUGUUCCAGUUCGCAUCCUCACGCAGCGAACUAUCGCUGCCUGUUGCCUCUUUGAAACCACCGUUUUCCUCGCUACAACGACUAUUGUAUAUUACCUACCCUUCUACUUCCAAUCUGUCAAAGGAUUCAGCCCACAUAAAUCCGGAAUUUACAUUCUUCCGUUCGUCGUCACCAAUUCGCUCUUCGCUUUUGCUGGAGGAGUCGCAAUAUCUAAAACUGGCGUCUACGUGCCGUUCAUGUGGGGUGGCGCCGCAUUAAUGAUUAUUGGAUGCGGUCUCCUCUUUACCCUCAACAUUAAUAGCCCCGAUGCUCAUAUCGUGGGGUACCAGCUUAUUGCGAGUAUCGGAUAUGGACUAUGCGUGCAAGUCCCCUUUACGGCCGUCCAAAUUCUUCCGGAGAAGGAUAUACCUAUUGGAAAUGGAUUGAUGGCAUUCUUUCAGGGACUUGGGGGAGCACUAGCCGUUAGCGCCGCUCAGACCAUAUUCUCCAAUGCAUUGCACAAGCAUUUAGCAGAGAUCCCAAAUAUUAACGUCGAUGUCAUCAUAUCUUACGGCGCAACGAAUUUCGUAUCGAGAAUUCAAGGUAACCUUGUACACGCUGUGCGACAGGCAUACGGUGCAGCUACGAGGGAAGCAUUUAUGCUACCGAUCAUUGGCUCAGGCCUGGCGUUGCUUGCUACUCUUGGUGUCGAAUGGAGGAGGCAUCACGUCCCGAAGUCGAAGGAUCCGGACGAGCCUGGGGUGACGGAGCGGAGAGUCAUAAUUACGGAGUGAAAGACCUGUAAUGCAUUGCCUAUGGCUGGGGUGCUUUGCUACGUACGACUCGGAAAGUCGUUCAUUGAUUAAGAGCAGUCACAACACUGACUGCUCGGCCAAUUACCCGUCACCGGCACACCAGCCCGCACUAUUUAAGCAAUUUUCUCCCACAAUUUGUCCCUACCGCAAGCUACUCGACCUCUCCAACUCUCCAUUCUUGCCCAACCAAGAUAUCUGCGCAGAUUAUUCGCUCCAUGGCGGACUCAGUUGGGGUUAAAAC